Seminavis robusta is the source of this 375-nucleotide messenger RNA. The record is from the annotation of a GenBank genome assembly. NCBI's taxonomy places the organism in Eukaryota, Bacillariophyta, Bacillariophyceae, Naviculales, Naviculaceae.
AUGGCCGCACUUCGGCUGGAUGCACAUGCUUCGGUGGAUGGCAGGUUGGAGCAGGCUGAACUCUACAGCUGGCUCACCACCACCACCUUUGCACCUUCCAAGCAAGCCGCUCUGGACUUUAUUGUUAAGUUCAAUCAGAACUUCAAGCGGUACAAUGACGCUGUCAAGACCAAGACUGAGCGCAUCACUGAGGAAACCAAGAAGACACUACUCCAGUGUGCUCUCUCUGAUGUGCCUCAGCUCCAUGCAGUCACCUCUCGCGAGAUUGAAGCCAUGACCUUGGACAAGAAGCCCGGUUACAGUUUCGAGCAGUACUACGAGGUGAUCAAGAUGACAGCGGCCAGCUAUGACAGGCACAGGGCUACGUCACGCUGA